This is a messenger RNA of Cebus imitator (Panamanian white-faced capuchin), 1991 nucleotides long. RefSeq names its product sialic acid-binding Ig-like lectin 12. NCBI's taxonomy places the organism in Eukaryota, Metazoa, Chordata, Mammalia, Primates, Cebidae. Gene Ontology annotation, molecular function: sialic acid binding. The record is from RefSeq and is a predicted model, not a curated record. Gene Ontology annotation, biological process: cell adhesion. Gene Ontology annotation, cellular component: plasma membrane.
UAGUUCGGUCCCCACAGUCCUCUUCUCUGCUCACACAGGAAGCUCAGGAAGCCUCUGCCUCAGAGAUGCUGCUGCUGCCGCUCCUGCUGCCACUACCCCUACUGUGGGCAGGGGCCCUCACUGAGGAUGCAGGAUUCCGGCUGGAGGUGCCAGAGUCUGUGAGGGUGCAAGAGGGUCUGUGCGUCUUUGUGCAUUGUUCAGUCUUCUACAUACAGUAUGGCUGGAAAGAUUCUACUCCUGCUUAUGGGUACUGGUUCCGGGAAGGGGUCAGUGUAGACCGGGACACUCCAGUGGCCACAAACAACUCAACUCAAGAAGUGUGGAAGGAGACCCAGGGCCGAUUCCACCUCCUCGGUGAUCCCGGGAGGAACAACUGCUCCCUGAGCAUCAGAGACGCCAGGAGGAAGGAUAAUGGUUCAUACUUCUUUCGGGUGGAGAGAGGAAGAAUAAAAUUUAGUUACAAAUAUCCCCAGCUCUCUGUGCAUGUGACAGCCCUGACCCACAAGCCUGACAUCCUCAUUCCGGAGUUCCUGAAGUCUGGCCACCCCAGCAACCUGACCUGCUCUGUGCCCUGGGCCUGUGAGCAAGGAACACCCCCCAUCUUCUCCUGGAUGUCCGCUGCUGCCACCUCCCUGGGCCCCAGGACUCUCCACUCCUCAGUGCUCAUGAUCACCCCACGGCCCCAGGACCACGGCACCAACCUCACCUGUCAGGUGAUGUUCCCUGGAGCUGGUGUGGCCACGGAGAGAAUCAUCCAGCUCAGUGUCUCUUAUCCUAAAAUGAACCCAGCGAUUGAAGCCUCCCUAGAAGAUGGAACAGGGAAAUCAGGAACCAUAGCAGAGGUGGUUGUUUUGGCCGUGGGAGUAGUGGCUAUGAAGAUCCUGCUUCUCUGCCUCUGCCUUAUCAUCCUCAGUGUCAAUUUCUACAAGAAGGCAGCAGUGAGGGCAGUAGAAGUCCAGGAGAAUAGGCUCACACUGCAGCUGCUGCUGCCCCUGCUGUGGGCAGAAGAGUGGGCCUCGGGGGGAGGGGCCGUGGGGCUAAGCUGGGUUGACCCUUGUUUCCCCACAGGGGCCCUGGCUCAGGAUAUGAGAUUCCGGCUGGAAGUGCCAGAGUCAGUGACGGUCCCUCCACAGGGCUGCAGACAUCUCCAAGAUCAGGGCUCUGCUCUGCAUCAGCACCACGGACACCACCACCGUCGUUGCCUGGGCAACACCAGGAGCCAGAGCCUGUCCUGGGAAGAGGGAGCGCCCCCUAGGGACAGUGUCCUGUCUCCUGCUGGGGUUGGUCACAUGCAGAAGUCAGAACUUUGUAGCUGGCUGGCUGAUGGUUUCCAGUACACAUCCACAGCCCUGAGGAAUGGCUCAUCUCUUUCAGUCCUGGAGGGCCAGUCUCUGCACCUGGUCUGUGCUGUUGACAGCAAUCCCCCUGCCAGGCUGAGCUGGACCCGGGGAAUCCUGACCCUGGGCCCCUCACAGCCCUCGAACCCUGGGCUGCUGAAGCUGCCUCGAGGGCAUGUGAGGGAUGAAGGGGAAUUCACCUACUGAGCUCAGAACCUUCGGGGCUCCCAGCAUACCUCCGUGGGCCUCUCCCUGCAGAAUAAGGACACAGGCACUGUGUGGCCUGUGUCAGGAGACACUGGGGCAAUCGGGGGAGCUGGAGCCACAGCCCUGGCCUUCCUGUCCUUCUGUGUCAUCUUCAUCAUAGUCAGGUCCUGCAGGAAGAAAUCAGCAAGGCCAGCAGUGGGCAUCAGGGAUACAGGCAUAAAGGAUGCAAACACCGUCAGGGGCUCAGCCUAUCAGGGCCCCCUGACUGAAACCUGGACAGAUGGCAGCCCCCCAAAGCAGCCUCUCCCAGACACAGCCACCCCCUCCUCAGGGGAGGAAGAAGAGCUCCAGUAUGCAUCCCUCAGCUUCCAUAAGGUCAGACCUCAGAAACUGCAGGGACAGGAGGCCACUGACAGUGAAUACUCAGAGAUCGAGAUCCGCAAGUGA